CGUGAUGUUUAUGCACGAUGAAUUUCAGCUACAUACUUGUCAACAGAGAAAGACAAGUAAUUUCGUGAAUACAUUUGACGCAUUCAGUUUGAGUUAAGCCAGAUUUGUAUUCAUGUUUAUUUAAUAGAUAAAGAGGCAUUAUCGUCGGCCAAGUUCGCGCUGACGACCUUUCAUUCUCUUAUCACAGUCAUACAAGCUAGCCAAUUUUUCGAAUGCUUUGUGGCUAUUCAAAAGUCUCGUCAGUUAUCAAACACUAGGUACAUGUGUCUAUAAAAAUAGCAGUAAAGCGGUUGUACGUACCUGGUAAAUAUAUUUUAUUGCAGUAAACCCUCAAGGUGUUGCUGAAAUUAUUUCCUUCACAAACAAUACAAUAUGAGAAAGAUAAUGGAUUUUGCAUCUUUAAAACGGAUUAAAUUCAAAAUACUGCAAUGUGGGACUACAAGAACCAAAAUGUUGAAUCUCAGUUGGAGGAAGAUAGUGAGACACUUCAGUAACUAUGUUAGAAUAGUUGAAGUGGGGCCACGCGAUGGAUUGCAAAAUGAGUCAGUUAUUGUACCAACUUCGACGAAAAUCAGUUUUAUAAAUAAACUCUCUGAAACUGGUCUGAAGACUAUAGAAGCAACGAGUUUUGUUUCUCCCCAAUGGCUUCCACAGAUGGGAGACAACAAGGAAGUCUUUGAGGGUAUUAACAUCAAGCCCGGCAUUAGCUACCCUGUCCUAGUUCCAAACCUCCAGGGAUUGCACCAGGCUUUGGAUGUCGGUGUGCAGGAAGUUGCCAUCUUUGGUGCAGCCUCGGAAGCAUUCAGCAGAAAGAAUAUAAACUGUUCGAUUGCAAAGAGCAUUGAAAGGUUUUCUCUAAUCACAGAACAGGCUGCACAGCGCAAUAUCAGAGUCAGAGCUUACAUAUCUUGCAUCGUCGGAUGUCCAUAUGAAGGCGACGUUAAGCCCUCGGUUGUAGCAAGCUUGGCUGCAUCCAUGCUUGAACUUGGAUGCUAUGAGGUAUCAUUGGGUGAUACCAUUGGCGUUGGAACGCCCAAAAAGAUAAGAGCAGUUCUUAACGAGUUAAAAACUUUAUCUCCAUCUGGAACCUUCUCGGAGUUUGCACUUCAUUGUCACGAUACUUUCGGACAGGCACUAACAAACAUUUAUUCAAGCCUGGAUUUUGGCAUCAGGAUCUUUGAUUCAUCUGUUGCUGGUCUCGGAGGCUGUCCGUAUGCCGCUGGAGCUUCUGGGAAUGUUGCGACGGAAGAUUUACUGUACUUUCUCAAUGGGCAAGGUCUUGAGUCUGGUGUCGAUUUGAAAAAAGUUAUUGACGUCGGAGAUUACAUCAGCACACAAAUUGGCAGAGAGAACAAAUCCAAAGUUGGCACUGCAAUACUUAGAAAAGAGAAGCACACCAGAGUGAAAAACUAAUUUAGAGAAAAUCUGUGAAAAUCAUUGUAAUAUGCAAAACAUUUUUUUUGUUUCAAUACAAUUUUCAACAUACGUUAGCUAUCAAUUUGUUUCAAAGUAACUCACCUGCUCUAGAGCAUUAAGAAUUUUCUGAAAAUUCAAGAUUAAGUCAUGUCCACUUUUAAAAAAUAUGUCAUUUUUAUUUUCAGUUUUUUUUUCCUACGCAUUUCAUACUCCAUCAGUAGGGCAUUGAAUUUCCCCUAGAUCUUUAAUUAAUUAUUACCUUAUAGCUAGUUUAAAUUAAAUUCAUUCAGAAAAUGGCUGUAUAUAUUACACCUUUACUUUAACAGUAAAACAAAUAAUUGCUCUGUUUAAUGAGGAAAUUAUAACCGACAUAUUGAUAAGUAGAAACUCAAAAUAAACGGUUGAUUAUGGUUAUUAUAAAAGUGAGGAUGUAUCAAAUUUGUAAAUACAUAACUUUCGUUAUUGAAACUAAGCAUGAUAGACAAAUUUAUGGAAUGAAAGCGAAGGUCUUAAAAAUUAUUUUUGUUUUUAUUAAUGAGUAUGACUUCUUUGAUGUGAAUUCAGAACUAGGAGAUGCCAAGUUUUACUUAAUGUUAUCUACCAAUUAUGCAAUAAUAUCUGUCCCGCUUUGCAAGACUUCGGAACAUUGAAAUUAUUUCCAGUACAUACUUCACUCAAGAGUAUACUAUAAUGCGUAACAAAGUGGCAAACUCGGUGUUUUCAGGCCGAGCGUAAGUUUGUAAUCUGAGUCGUUGAUCAGCACGCAGGCGAGCCCAAUAAGAAUAUAACGAAUACGAGAGCCGAAGGAGAUCAUUGCCUCUUUGUUGUAUACUAUUCUUUUCACAUGUAACAAGACUAUGUUACGUGGAUUUUCACGAAGCACGAAAUUGAGGUUGAGGUCGUGUAAUGUCAGAUUGGUUGGGACUGCGCAUACG
Molecule: messenger RNA, 2351 nt
Organism: Neodiprion virginianus
Lineage: Eukaryota; Metazoa; Arthropoda; Insecta; Hymenoptera; Diprionidae
Gene: Hmgcl
Product: hydroxymethylglutaryl-CoA lyase, mitochondrial
Exons: 3
Coding region: 373-1413 (346 amino acids)
Biological process (GO): ketone body biosynthetic process; L-leucine catabolic process
Molecular function (GO): hydroxymethylglutaryl-CoA lyase activity
Source: RefSeq, a predicted model, not a curated record